Messenger RNA from Opisthorchis viverrini, 300 nucleotides. RefSeq lists its product as hypothetical. The record is from RefSeq and is a predicted model, not a curated record. The transcript has a single exon. Lineage: Eukaryota; Metazoa; Platyhelminthes; Trematoda; Opisthorchiida; Opisthorchiidae. The annotation marks the transcript as partial.
AUGACUGCAUCACUAUACAAUAUUUCAGCUAAUUAUGAGGGACUGAGGUCCACGGCAACGGAGGAUCGGAUCAAACUGUUGUGGGACUAUUAUCCGGCAACCAUACCACUCUUAUCGGUGCUCAUCUCCUUGGUCACAGUCCCGUGUAUUCUGAUCCUCUACGCAUUACUGGCCUUCUGCACAUAUGACGUUCAUGAAGACCCUCCAGAACGUGUUCCGUUUGUUAUGGACAUCAUUCGUCUCGUACGGCUUCCAUUGGUACCAUGGUCAUUUGUCCUUUUGUCAGUCGACUGUGGCAUU